UUUAAUUUGUUCGACUUUUUUCUUUCUUUUAGAUUGCAGAUACAAAAUUAAAGUGACAUUGUAGUCAUGGGGCUAGAUAAGGAUUUGUUCGAAGGUGAUGUUGAAAAAGAAUUUAUUUGUGGACUGUGUGAUCAAGUACUUUUGAACCCUGUCACCGCCGGAUGCAGUCAUAUCUUCUGCCAAUCUUGUGUCAACCGGAAGUUAAAGUCUCUUGUGUCGAAACCAUUAUGUCCACUGUGUAGUGCUAAACUUUCAAGCAAUACUCAAGAUACAACUAUAGAGUUUAAACUGAAGCUACUAAAUCUGACCUUAUGGUGCAGUCAUACAUGUGGAGCUAAGUUUGUCCUGGCUGACCUGCCGGACCAUAUGGAUAUAUGUUCCAACGCACCGGUACAAUGUGAAUUUAAGCCUACAGGAUGUACAAGAACAAUUAAACGAUGUGAUUUCAAGAAGCAUUUACAAGAAUGUGACUAUAGAUCGGUUGAAUGCGAGGCUUGUGGGCAUGUUACUAUAUACAGAGAACUCUUUACACAUCAAAGUCGUGUUCGUUGUCUAGAGAAGAAGUUGAAGCAACAAAUAAUACGGGAAAGAAAGCUUGCAUUAAAGGAGGUUAACAAACAUAGAGAACGACUUUUCCGAGACAAUUGCCGACUAGACCAACAACAAAGAAAGUCGAUUCUUAACCAUUCUAAAUCGUUAAACCAUAGAAGAAAGUUAAGGCACUCUUCCAAGAAUGAUAACGAUUCUGAGUUUGAUUUAUCUCCAAGAGAUGGCGUAUUCUUGACAGAACAUGCUGUAGAGCAUCAUAAUGAUGUUACGAUGGAGCAAAACGGCGAAGACUCGAAGGAAAUAGAAAGACAAAGGCAAAUUCAGAAUAAUACAAAAACUCCACAUUCAUCCCGGUCAGGCUUCGCUAUGCAGUUUUGUUCACAGUGUAACAGAACGUUCCGUGCCGAUACUAAUACUUCAACCGCCUGUAGGUGGCAUGUAGGGGUAAGUCUAUACACCACCUCUUCUAAAUAACCUGCAUUUUCUUUA
Ruditapes philippinarum (Manila clam) is the source of this 1038-nucleotide messenger RNA. Its product is annotated as E3 ubiquitin-protein ligase PDZRN3-like. Gene Ontology annotation, biological process: ubiquitin-dependent protein catabolic process; protein polyubiquitination. The coding region runs from base 67 to 1023 and encodes 318 amino acids. NCBI's taxonomy places the organism in Eukaryota, Metazoa, Mollusca, Bivalvia, Venerida, Veneridae. The record is from RefSeq and is a predicted model, not a curated record. Gene Ontology annotation, molecular function: ubiquitin protein ligase activity; zinc ion binding. The transcript is spliced from 2 exons.